Messenger RNA from Mycena indigotica, 402 nucleotides. RefSeq lists its product as uncharacterized. The transcript has 4 exons. The record is from RefSeq and is a predicted model, not a curated record. Gene Ontology annotation, cellular component: Vps55/Vps68 complex; endosome. The coding region runs from base 1 to 402 and encodes 133 amino acids. Gene Ontology annotation, biological process: late endosome to vacuole transport via multivesicular body sorting pathway. NCBI's taxonomy places the organism in Eukaryota, Fungi, Basidiomycota, Agaricomycetes, Agaricales, Mycenaceae.
AUGGCGGCAGCCAGCAUUCGAACGGUCGUUUUCUUAGCGAUGGUGUUGGCGGUGGGGUUCCUGAUGAUAAUACUGUCUUGCGUGCUCUGGCAUAACUGGCUACCACUGCUCGUUGCGCUGACGUUUGUCCUCGCCCCACUACCAAACGCCAUCUUUGCCCAUUGUGGCUCUGACGAGUUUUCUGCGAGCUACGAUGGAGUCAACUCAGGCCCAGUCGAUCUCGGCCGCUUCAUUACUGCCAUGAUUGUCACGACCGGGUUCGCAAUGCCAGUCGUGCUCGCCCAUGCCCAAGUCAUCCACAAUGCUGCGUGUGUCAUGUCCAUUCUCGGGGGCGGCCUGGUCUAUGGGACUAUCCUCACCUAUUCAGCGGCUUUCAGCCAAGAAGAGUCUGAAUUCGACUAA